AUGAAUCCAUCAUCGUCGUACCCUCCUUCGCGUAACGAAUUCGAUCAAUAUCUAGGUCGAUCAAGUUCUUCUGGAGGAAAGCAGUUUGACAAUACCGAUGAUCUCGUGGCUUGGAUAUACCAACAUGCACAAACAUUGCAAAAUGGAUCAAACGAUCCUGUGAUGAAAUUUUGUAGUGAUUCGUCUAACCCGAUGUCAUUACUACCGGUUGUUCGUUCAUUGGAACCACCCAUAUUUGAUCAAGCCAACGUUGAUAAUGACGCAGUUACAAAAAUGUUUGAUAGAAAUCAAGAUUCAAAUGCAUAUGCGCAAAGCGAACUAAUUUAUGAUGUAAUUUCUGAUAUAAAUUGUGAUUUUGGACUUGUUGAAAUGGCCGAUUGCAUACCUACUAUUCCAACACCUACACCAGAUUUUGAUCUAUCACCAUCAUCACCACCUAUGAAAAAACCUCGGAAAAGAAAACAAGAUCGAGUACGAUCAAAUUUGCCACAAACAAAUGUACGUGAAUGGUAUGUCAUGGAUGGGAUCACUGGAAGACAACGUAGACCCUUAUUACAUGAAUUUCUUCGGCAAUUGCUUGAUAAUCCAAAUUAUUCUUAUGUUGCUGCAUAUGUUGAUAAAAGGAAAGGCAUUUUUAAAUUUUAUGAGAAAAGUACUGCCGCUGAAUUAUGGCAACACGUCAAGGGCCGAAAUUCAGAUAGAGUAAUGACAUAUGAUAAAUUAGCACGAGCUAUUCGUUAUUAUUACAGCACUGGAAUAAUACGUCCAACUCCAGGACGUUUUACAUUUGAGUUUGGCAUUAUAUUGGCAUUUAAUAAACGUAGUCCUAUUGAAAUAGCUCAAGCAAUAAAAAACUUUGAUUUCGAAAUGAUUUCAAUCGAACUCGUACAACAUUUAAUUCAAUAUAUACCUAAUGAUAUCGAGAUCGAUGCUUUUCGUCAUUUAUCUAUUGAUAAAGAAAAAUUACCUCCAACGGAUCGACUAAUGUAUGAGAUUAUUCAAAUACCAUUUUAUACGGACCGAUUAAAUACAUUAAAAUUUAAACUAAUCUUUGCUGAUAAUUAUCAUUUAUUAAAAGAUCAAAUGCAUCUAAUAAAUGAAGCUAGUUGCUUUUUAUAUCAAUCAAAGCAUAUUAAAAAAUUACUUGAAAUCAUACUUUCUGUAGUUAAUCAUUUAAAUCCAACAGCAACACAGCGAAUUCUUACACUUGAUGAUUUGUCAAAAAUAUGUGAUUUAAAGACAUCAAAAACACGUAUACCAAUAAUGAGUAUUGUUUCAGAAAUAUGUAAUGAUCAUCAUUCAGAAAUAUUUGGUCUUAAACAAAAUUAUAAAUUAAUUUUAUCUGCAAGCAAAAUCGAUUUAGAUUUAAUUAAAUCUGGAAUUGACGAAAUAAAACAAGAGUUUGAACAAAUUCAAUUAUGCAUAAAUAAAUUCGAAGAAAACAUAGAAAUUCAAAAAUUUGUUUCUAAUUGUCAAGAAACAUUACAUGAAAUAGUUCGAUAUUAUCAAAUAACAAAUGAUCAAUUUCAUAAAACUCUUUCUUAUUUUACUAAGGAAAUAACACCAUCAACUAGGUUGACCAAUUCUAUUACAGGUUUAUUAUUCACUGGGAUUGGUAUUGGUAUUGCUGCAUUCUUUAUGAAAAAAUUUAAAAAGAAUAAACCAAAUGUUUAUGCACGGGCACGCAAACCUGCACCUCGUAGAGAACGACCUUUCAGUCCGACUGAAUUAAAUUCACUUGAUGAUUCAUUUAGUGGUACAACUGGAACAGGUCUCGUUGGAAAAUAUGACACACGUGUUAUUUCAGCUGCGUCAGCAGACGAUAUUGGUGUAUCAGAUCCUAAUGAAAUAUUUGCUCAAGCAACUCUUCAAGCAAUCAAUGGUUUUCGCCGUCGAUAUGAAGCUCAACCAUUAGAACUUAAUGAUCAAUUAUCUGAAAUAGCUCAACGUUGGGCAGAACAAAUGGCUAGUACUGGUAAAUUAGAACAUAGUCCAGCUGAGUGGCGUAAUUUAGGACGACAAACACUUGGAGAAAAUUAUGCUGCAUCAUUUCAAGCUGAAUUAACAGGAGAAAAAAUGGUCAGAAAAUGGAUGAAAGAAGGAAAACGAUAUAUGUUUGGUUAUGAUGGACGUAAAGAUACGGAAAAUUUUACACAAUUAGUUUGGCGAGCAUCACGAGAAAUUGGUGUUGGAAGAGCUCGAUCUGAUGAUGGAAAUUGGUGGUAUGGUGUUGUUAUCUUUGAUCCUCCUGGUAACAUUCCAAAUCAAUAUGCAGAUAAUGUUCAUUUACCAGCUGAAAUAAAAUGA
Messenger RNA from Rotaria sp. Silwood1, 2307 nucleotides. The record is from the annotation of a GenBank genome assembly. Lineage: Eukaryota; Metazoa; Rotifera; Eurotatoria; Philodinida; Philodinidae.